This is a messenger RNA of Lathyrus oleraceus (garden pea), 990 nucleotides long. RefSeq lists its product as uncharacterized. The record is from RefSeq and is a predicted model, not a curated record. The transcript is spliced from 3 exons. Bases 246 to 521 code for a protein of 91 amino acids. Lineage: Eukaryota; Viridiplantae; Streptophyta; Magnoliopsida; Fabales; Fabaceae.
AUCAGCAAGAACACAGAGGUUCUAUCCCUCAAGCUUCAUCACUCACAUCCAAUAGUUCACAGAAAAAAGAAAAAAGAAAAUUAGGUCGCAGCGGAGUGGAUCUAACCGCGCCGGCCUAAGUCACCGGCGACGGAAAAUCGGAACUGCGAGAACGAACCUACACCAUCUCCUCUCUCCUAAACGGAAUCGAAGACAAGCUCUCACCUAAACGAAUCAACGUUACCGCGUGAUGGCUCUGCGACGGAAUGCACCGACGACAAUGGCGAAGGCGACGGAUCGUCGGCGUCGAAUUCGGACUUAGAACUUUCUGGAAUUGGUGUGGAGUUGUGGCUCAUGGAAAGCAAUGGUGGUUGAGGCGGUUAUGGAGGAUUGAAGGUGAGGUUGCGAAAGAGAGAAAGAGAAAAGAAGUUCUUGAAGAAAUUGGAGAGAGGAGGAAGAAGAAGAAUCUGGAAAACGAGAGCGCUGCGUUUGCAAGCAGCUCUGAUGCAGCUUGCAUUUCCGUUUUUUCAGCUGUGGCUUAGAGCUUGCGGUUGUUGCUGUUUUGUUGGUAACACUAGCUUUAGUCACGUUUGGCUCACAUUUGUAUGUGACUUGUAGUUGCACGUUGGCUUUUCAGUUUGUAGAUUAUCGGCUCACUUCACUGCAUUUUGGAAGUCGUAGCUAUUGUUAGAGGAGCUGCUUUUGGAGCGCAUUUGGCCUACGUGUUUGCAUCACCUGAUGCAGUUUAGCUUUGUAGGCUUUUCGCUUUUCAUUUCGUAGCAGUACUUGGCCUUGUUGCGUUUUUAUUUUGCUCGCUUUUUGUUUGUAGCAGUACUUGGCUUAUUUUCACUGUGCGUUGCUGUAUUUUGAUAUUUUCCAAUUGGCUUUGGCGUGAAGCUUACAUCGCCGUUGUGUUUGGAUUGUAGCAGCUUGGAUGCCGUUGGCUUGUUGUAAUUUGACUUUCACUGCGACUUGCAGCUUAUUGGAAUUUUAUUAUUUCUUAUUGUUUAA